AUGGCUGAAAAGGAAGCCACCGUCUACGUGGUUGACGUGGGCAAAUCGAUGGGGAAGCAGAGCAAUGGGCGAUCCAUCUCUGAUCUCGAUUGGGCGAUGCGUUAUGUAUGGGACAAAAUCACCACGACCGUAUCAACUGGUCGCAAAACGGCUACUAUUGGCGUGGUUGGUCUCAGAACCGAUGGAACGAAUGUUCCACUGGAUGAUGAUGAGGGCUACGAGCAUAUUACCGUGAUGCAGAAUCUUGGGCAGAUGCUCAUGCCGGAUUUGCGGCGCCUACGGGAAGAAAUCAAGCCGAGUGAGACAGAUGAAGGAGAUGCCAUCUCGUCAUUGAUCGUUGCAAUUCAGAUGAUCAACGUCUAUACCAAGAAAUUGAAGUACAAACGCAAAAUAUACCUGGUUACCAAUGGGGAAGGGACAAUGAGCUCAGAUGGGCUAGAAAGUAUUGCAGAUAAGCUCAAGUCUGACAAUAUUGAACUUGUCGUGCUGGGCGUGGACUUCGAUGACUCCGAAUAUGGCAUCAAAGAAGAAGACAAAGAUGAAAGAAAGGCAGAGAAUGAAGCUUUGCUUCGUGGCCUCGUGGAAGAUUGCGAUGGUGUAUAUGGCACAUUAGCACAAGCGAUAGCAGAACUUGAUACACCACGUGUCAAAACCGUCCGCGGUAUACCAUCAUUCAGAGGAGAGCUCAAGCUUGGGGAUCCUACAAAAUACGAUACAGCUCUACGAAUCCAAGUUGAACGCUAUUACCGAACAUAUGUUGCUAAACCACCGAGUGCCAGCUCCUUUGUGGUAAAAUCAGGCGGAGAGCAGGGUGAACCCUCAAUGGAAACCGCCGAGAGUAGUAAGUACGUGGAUACUAACCUAAAAAACGUGCGAAACGUACGAACGUAUCACGUCGAUGAUCCUUCGGUUGCUGGCAGCAAGCGAGAGCUGGAACGAGAAGAGCUGGCGAAGGGUUACGAAUACGGCAGAACAGCAGUCCAUAUCAGCGAGUCUGAUGAGAACAUCACAAAACUGGAGACUUCUGCUGCUUUAGAAUUGAUAGGUUUCAUUCAGGCCGAUCAAUACGAUCGCUAUAUGAACAUGUCUACCAGCAACGUCAUCAUUGCUCAAAAAACCAACGAUAAGGCAGCGUUGGCGCUUUCCUCAUUUAUCCAUGCCUUGUUUGAGCUCGACUGCUAUGCAAUCGGAAGAUUCGUUGCCAAGGAUAAUAAGAAUCCACUGAUAGUUCUUCUCGCACCCUCGAUCGAACCAGACUUCGAAUGUCUGCUCGAAGUGCAACUCCCCUUUCAUGAAGACGUCCGAUCAUAUAAAUUCCCGCCACUAGACAAGGUCAUCACUGUCUCCGGUAAGGAGUUAAAGGAGCAUCGAAACCUCCCAAGCGAAGACCUAACGAAUGCAAUGAGCAAAUAUGUUGAUAGCAUGGAGCUCGUUGAUAAGGAUGAAGAAGGAGAACCGAUUGAUAUAAUACCAAUGGAGGAUUCCUACUCGCCUUUGCUACACCGUAUUGAACAAGCGGUUCGAUGGCGAGCCAUUCAUCCGGAUGAGCCAGUGCCGCCGCCAUCAGAAAAGUUAACACAGCUAUCCAAACCACCGAAGAGCAUCCAAGAGCGCUCACAGAAAUACCUCGACCGAAUUAUAAAAGCAGCCGAUGUAAAGAAAGUACCACCAAAAGCAAAAGGCCACAAACGCAACCGCGACGUGGACAAGCCUCUUUCCGGGCUCGACGUAGACGAACUACUCCACCGCGAGAAACGAGCAAAGAUAUCAGCCGCAAAUGCCAUUCCGGAAUUUAAACAAACGCUUGCCACCGCCGAGACCAUUGAAGCCGUCAAGGAUGCCGCUGGCCAGAUGGAGAAGAUUAUUGAGGGCCAUAUACGAACCAGCUUUGGUGACUCAAACUACGACCGUGCUGUUGAGGAGCUCGGCGUCUUGCGUGAAGAGCUUAUUGAUUAUGAAGAACCAGGGCUGUACAAUGAUAUCAUCUGGAGGAUCAAAGAUAAGAUCCUGAAGGAGCAAUUGGGAGGUGAUAGGCAGGAGUUGUGGUGGUUGAUUCGACGGUCAAAGGUCGGGCUGAUUGAUAAGUCGGUUUCGGAUCGAUCCGAGGUCACUGAAGAAGAGGCCAAACAGUUCCUGUCUUCGAAGUAG
Talaromyces atroroseus is the source of this 2148-nucleotide messenger RNA. RefSeq names its product ATP-dependent DNA helicase II subunit 2. Gene Ontology annotation, biological process: cellular response to gamma radiation; telomere maintenance; double-strand break repair via nonhomologous end joining. The record is from RefSeq and is a predicted model, not a curated record. The coding region runs from base 1 to 2148 and encodes 715 amino acids. Gene Ontology annotation, cellular component: nucleus; Ku70:Ku80 complex. The transcript is spliced from 11 exons. Gene Ontology annotation, molecular function: telomeric repeat DNA binding; double-stranded DNA binding; damaged DNA binding. Lineage: Eukaryota; Fungi; Ascomycota; Eurotiomycetes; Eurotiales; Trichocomaceae.